AUAAUCUCUUUCUAUUCCCAAAAGUCGAGGAUCGAAUCCCCGACCAAUUAGUUAAGGGACAAAGUGAGCAACCAACCACUAUGCUAAAACCACUUGGUUAAUGAGUGAAACAUUGAACUACUCAUAAUGUUCAUCACUAGAUCUCAAAAUAUCCGAACCAUGUAUAUUCCUUAAAAACUACUAGUUUAUCACUGCAUUAUGCAUAUUACAUUGGUGAUUUUGUAUGAUAUAAAAGAGAGUCGAAGAUUUUAAGACACUGUGCUUCAUUUUUUUUUUCUAAUUGCACUGUCCUUAUAAUAUGCUACUAUUUCAAAUCACCGUGAUAAUUUAGUACAGACUCGUUUAUUCAUACCUUUUAAGAUAAUCACUCUAGAUUAUGCCAUUAUGUUACUUCAAUUACACUUGCUCAACUCCAUUUCCAAGUUCUACAAUGUUUUUUCAGGAUUCAUUUUUCGAUAAUUAGUUUCAAUUAUAAAGUUCUUGCUAUUGUAAAUGCAUUCCGACAAGUUGAAGAUUUUCAUAAAACUAAGUUUCACAAGUAACAAAAUUACUAUACUUCAAAAAGUUCCAAGAAAGAAGGCUACAAUUUUUUUUGCACCCAACUACAAUUCUUUGUUUCCAAAAUUCCAAUCAUAAUUACAUUCAAACUACUCCACCAACAUAGUUUUUGCACCCAAAAAAAUUACCAAAAUUGUUAACACGAUUUCAUACCUUCUUAUAUGAUUGAUUUACUUUUUCACGGUGUUUGCUAUUGAACAUGGACCUCGAUUUUAUUUUAUAAAACUAGUCUUAUAUUGCACACUAUGCGUAAUGAAAGUAUAUAAAUCUUUUAAAUAUAUAACAGAGGUGAUACUAUAGUUAUUUUUUUAAUUUUAAUUUUUUAAUUAAAACAAGUAAUUAACCUUCUGUUUUUUUCUUUUCUUUUUUUCCUUUUUUGGGUAUUGCCUUAUAAUAUAAUAAAUAUUUACUAAUUUACCCCUCUUAUGAACAACAAUACACCAGUAGUUUCCUUUUAGCAGUUAAUAGAAAAAAGCGGCACCCCAUCUCCGAGCUUAUUUGAAGAAGAUGAUUUAUGUUGAAGCAGGAAGUAGAGUAGAGAUGUUGGACAAAAGUAAAUUUGAUGUGAAGUAUGAUCUUUGGGCACUUAGAGUCCCUCGUGAAAUCUGCAAAUCUGCCACUCGAAUCCUUAAUGGGUACUUGCUAGAUAAGCCGCGUGUGAAGCCUGUAGUUGAAGAUCCAACAGCCGAAAAAAAUCGUUACAUGAUAUUAUCUGAGAGGAUAAAAAAUCAAGAUUUGUCUGAUAUCCCUGAGCAAAAGCUUGAUGAGUUUCGGAAGCUGUGUGAAAUUGAAGUAGUUCCUUACUCAUUGAUCCUUGGCUAUUCCUACUGGGGUGCAGACCAUAUUUUGAAGCAGAUUCUGCCUGAAGGAGUUGAGGUGCCAUCAUCGUUUGAGACAAUAGGUCAUAUUGUACAUUUAAAUAUCACCGAUGAACUAAUUCCAUACAAGGAUGUUAUUGCAGAGGUCUUUUAUGAUAAAAAUUACCCUAGAAUCAGAACUGUGGUUAAUAAAGUUGGCACAAUAUCAAAUGAGUUUCGAGUUCCGACAUUUGAACUCCUUGCGGGUGAGAAUGAUAUGGUAACAGAGGUGAGGCAAUAUGGAGCGAGAUUCAAGCUUGAUUACAGCUUGGUAUAUUGGAACUCAAGAUUAGAACAUGAGCAUAUGAGACUAAUUUCUUUGUUUCAAGCUGGAGAGACCAUUUGUGAUAUGUUUUCUGGUAUUGGUCCAUUUGCUAUCCCAGCAGCACAGAAGGGAUGCUUAAUUUAUGCCAAUGAUCUGAAUCCAGAUAGUAUCCGUUUCUUGAAGAUCAAUGCAGAAAUCAACAAGGUCCAUGCUUCUAUCUUGGCUUACAAUAUGGAUGCAAGAAAAUUCAUAUCUCAGCUGUUGACUGUUCCUGUGAAUGAUAUUAACCCCGACUCUUGUAAAUCUCUUCCAAAUGCUUCUGAUGAAUGCAGCUCUAAGACCAACAGCGAAGUAGACUGUAGUGAUACUGAAGCAGGUGGUAGCACAAAGAUGGGUCCAUCUAUCUGUGCUGCCAAAAGGCCCGCAGAACGUUGUGAAGAAGCUACACUUAAUGGAACUACAGCAUCGGGUGUUUCUGGCAGCAGAAAACGUGGCACUAAUAAGAGGAUUAAGGGUUUUGAGCCUUCUGUUGUGAAGCCAUGGAAGCAUGUUGAUCACGUGAUUAUGAACUUACCUGCAUCUGCAUUGGAGUUUCUAGAUGCGUUCAAUGGUCUGAUCCGCUGUAAAUUUUGGGAGGGACUUCUGCCUUGGAUUCAUUGUUACUGCUUCAUCCGGGCAAGUGAAACUGAGGAAUUCAUUAUAUCAGAGGCUGAAUCUAGGUUGAAUGCAAAGAUACAUGAGCCAGUCUUCCAUAGGGUUAGAGAUGUUGCACCAAACAAGGCAAUGUUUUGCUUAAGCUUCAGACUCCCGGAGGAAGCAUGCAUUCAUGAAGAAGCUGCUAUAUCCUGAAUCAUCUUCAAUAUUGUCUAAUGUUUACGAGUUUUUGGAUAUCUAUGGUAGCCGAGAUUGAGUUCGAGAUCGAGCCAAGAGACAGUUUCGAAGUAAAGAGAAAUAGUUACCCAGAUUUAGGCCUGUGAUUGAGUCUAUGUAGUGAAAUUUGCCCUUUUUUUUGAGAGAAUGCUUCAUUUUAUUUCAUUUUCCAAACUACCAAAAUAGUGCCUUUUGGAAUUCUGGUUGUGAUACUGACAGUUCAUUAGUAUUUUUCAGUUUAGAUUUUGCUUGAUGUUAUGAAAAUUUUUGGCACUUUUGAGUAGGGAGGGAAUUUUAUAUAGCAAAUUAUUUUUGGAGAA
Molecule: messenger RNA, 2870 nt
Organism: Beta vulgaris subsp. vulgaris (sugar beet)
Lineage: Eukaryota; Viridiplantae; Streptophyta; Magnoliopsida; Caryophyllales; Amaranthaceae
Product: tRNA (guanine(37)-N1)-methyltransferase 2
Exons: 12
Coding region: 1066-2529 (487 amino acids)
Biological process (GO): tRNA N1-guanine methylation
Cellular component (GO): cytoplasm
Source: RefSeq, a predicted model, not a curated record